ACCCUUUGACCUUUCUGGGGAGGAGGAAGUGGGCGGGGUUUGACCCCGGAUGCAAAACUGUUUGUCGUCCGACGUCGUCGUCGCGCCUUUUCUCUCUGCGAGCGGGACGGUGGGACAUUCAAGGCGGAGGAAUAAACUCUGUAGCUAACAUGUCUGAAGUACUGGAAGGGGAAAAGAGGAAAAGAAAGAAAGUCGAAGAAGCUGACAGUGCCAGUGCUAAACGAUCAAAGGCUGAUUCCUCUAUAUUUGAAAAUGCUGAUAAACCUUCAGAUGAAAAAUAUGGUGAGGAGCAAAUAGGAGAUGGGGAUGCUACUGGUGACAGAACAAGAAAUAGAAAAUGGACUGAUGAAACCGAGGAGUUUCCAGCAAAGAAAAAGGUUGCUGUAAGUAGUACUGGGUUUCCAGAGGAUGGACAGGACUUGGCUGAAGAAACAAAUAGAGAAACUUUUCCAGACUCUGAGAUAAAGCCUGUUAGUACUGUAGAAGAUAAUAAAACAAAUAAAGAAUAUUGUGACACGACUGAAAAAGAAGACUCCAGUACUUCUGAGAGUAGAAGAGGGGAAAAAAAACGAGAAACAGAUUCUGAAAAGAAAAAACAUACAGAAGCUGUAGCUGCACACUAUAAUAAGCUUGAAGAGGUUGGUUUGCAGCAGCGCAGUCUGAGUCGCAUUUUCCAUCUUCGGAACUUUAACAACUGGAUAAAGAGUGUGCUCAUUGGUGAAUUCCUUGACAAAGUACGAAGGCGAAAGCAAAACAUUACAGUGUUAGAUCUGGGGUGUGGUAAAGGUGGAGACUUACUGAAAUGGAGAAAGGGUCGAAUCAGUAGGCUUGUGUGCACAGAUAUUGCUGGUAUUUCUGUACAACAGUGUGAGCAGCGGUACCAAGAUAUGAGAAACCGUGGUCGUCACAACGAGAGAAUUUUCAGCGCAGAAUUUAUAACUGCUGACAGCACAAAGGAACUUCUGUCCAAAAAGUACAAUGAUCGGCACAUGUACUUUGAUAUCUGCAGCUGUCAGUUUGUGUACCAUUAUUCAUUUGAGACCUAUGAGCAAGCUGAUAUGAUGCUCAAAAAUGCUUGUGAACGGCUUUCCCCUGGAGGAUAUUUCAUUGGCACAACUCCAGAUAGCUAUGAACUUGUAAAGCGCCUUGAAGCUUCACAGACAGAUUCAUUUGGGAAUGAAAUAUACACAGUCAAGUUUCAGAAGAAGGGAGAAUAUGACCUGUUUGGCUGUAAAUAUGAUUUUCACUUGGAAGGAGUGGUUAAUGUCCCAGAAUUCCUAGUUUAUUUCCCACUGCUGAUAGAAAGGCAAAGAAAUAUGGCAUGAACUUAGUCUACAGAAAGACUUUCCGAGAGUUUUAUGAAGAAAAGAUUAAGAAUGAGGAACAUAAAUACUUCUGCAACAAAUGCAGCCUUGGAGAAAUAUCCUGCAGAUGAAAGUUCCAGGUUGACUUCAGAUAAUAAUGAGGACUAUGAGCAUGCAGAAAUUCUCAGGAAAGAUGAAAAAGUAAAGCUACCUCUUGGAACCUUGAGUAAAUCUGAAUGGGAAGCAACAAGUAUAUACUUGAUUUUUGCAUUUGAAAAGCAACAGUAGAAGAAGAAAACAAAGUUGAUGUGCUUGAGCAUUCAAAGUGACAACUAUUUUAUAUUUUUAUGUUUAAGAGUGUUCAGGACACAACCGAACACACAAGCUUAUGUAUGGCUAAUGGUUGCCUAUCUGUGACAGAUGGAAUACUUGUGUGUAAACACAUGAAAUAGGAAUUGGGAUUACUUUUGGGUGGGAUGAUUAGGGUCCUACUUUUUACAAAUAGCAAGCAUUUUGAAACACUCAGGGUGUUUUCAGCCACACAAUUGCAACUUAUUGACCUACUUUAUGGCAGCUAUCACUGUAUGAUGGUCCAAUUAUAAUAUAGCUUCCAUCCAUGUGGUAAUGCAAUUGUUACCAAGGGACUGAGGCUUUUGGUAAUGGGAUUACCAGACGCUACAGAUAUUUACAGAGCUUUCCCAAAGUAAAUUUUGAAGUAGGCACCAUGCAGCAAAUAUUAAUUUGAAAUUUCUCAUUAUGAAAUACUGCUGAACUGUAUAAAGUUAUGAAGAAGUACAUUUUCAAUUAUUGAAACAAAUGAGGUGGUAUCCAGCACCCACUACAAUCAGUAGGAAAGUUAUUGCCCCUCUUUUGGAGCUAUGCAAUCAGCUGUCUCCUUUCAGAAAAGAUAUCCUUUUCAAGCAGUUUAAGUGAAUGAAGGCAGUCUUGCAUGCUUGUGAGCUCUGUAUGCCUCAAAAUGCCAAGCUUUGUUAUUUGUUUAGCCUUUGUACAUCUCCAUUUCACAGUGUAGUAUUUUAACUGUUAAAUAAUUGUAGUUGGUGUGUGUGCUGGAAGAAUACUUAUUUGCUGUUUGUGCUCAUUGGUGUGUACUUUCCUUUCACUGUACCUGGUCAAGAUUAAAUGGAUUUCAGUUUUGUGUUA
Messenger RNA from Sceloporus undulatus (fence lizard), 2465 nucleotides. It is a transcript of the gene RNMT, whose product is annotated as RNA guanine-7 methyltransferase. Bases 150 to 1325 code for a protein of 391 amino acids. Gene Ontology annotation, cellular component: nucleus. Gene Ontology annotation, biological process: 7-methylguanosine mRNA capping. Gene Ontology annotation, molecular function: mRNA 5'-cap (guanine-N7-)-methyltransferase activity. NCBI's taxonomy places the organism in Eukaryota, Metazoa, Chordata, Lepidosauria, Squamata, Phrynosomatidae. The transcript has 12 exons. The record is from RefSeq and is a predicted model, not a curated record.